AUGGGCACCCUGACCUGCGGACCCCCUCCUCCCCGUCUGCCUGGUGCUCUUUUAGCCCGACGGGCCACCGUGUGUCAGGAGGCUGAGAAAGGCCAGAAGAAGACAUCGGGGAUCACUAUGUGUGAGACCGCCCCACCUUCUCGGGGCUUUUGGAAUCGAAUUGAGGGGCCCCUUCAUGGGGUUGUAGGUCCGGGUCCCGACCUGUUCUGGCUUCCCUCGACCGUGGGCUAUAUCAGCCAUGACUUCACCAAGAAGGCUAGUCCUGCGUACUCCCUCCUCAGCAGGCCCUGCGACGCACCUCGACGAGACUCCAGUCCUGGGCCCUGCUAUUUUGUGCAGCCCAACAUUACCCGCUUUGGCCGGAGCAGUGCCCCUGCCUACUCCCUGCAGUCCCGCACCAAGCCCAAAGAUCUGGAGGUGACGCCUGGUCCUGGUGCCUACAGCCCGGAGAAGGUGCCUCCCAUCAACCAACCAAGACCUCCUGCUUAUAGCCUGGGCUUACGCACUCCCCGUUGCCGCCUGGUGAACUCCAUCCCGGCCCCCAACAGCUAUACCCUGCCUUCUCUGUGGGGCUCCCAGAUCUUUACCAAACCCUGCAGUCCUAGCUACUCAGUGUCGGGUCGAACGGCCCAGGCCCGCUUCACUGAGGAUCCAUCCCAGCUCCCUGGGCCAGGCCAAUAUGAGUGCACAGACCCAGAUGCUUAUAGGCAACGCCGGGGGCCUGCCUAUACCAUGCUGGGCCGCCCCAGUGCUCCUCGCCCCCUUUUCCAGACACCAGGGCCUGGGGCCCACAAUCCUGAGCAAGUCACGGUACACUGGACCCGGUCACCUGCUUACUCCCUGGGUAUUCGCCACUCCAAGUUCAUUACCCCUCUGGUCACAAACAGCACAGCUUGAGCAUCCUCUCAUGUCAAUCCUCCCUCUCUCUAAGCAUGGCCUGUAUCACUGUGACUGAAUCCCUAGGGGAUAAGGAACUGGAAGGUUCCUCUUCCAAGAAAGGAGGGGAGAGAAAAAAAGGGAGGGAAGGAGAAAGGGGAAGAGAGAGAGAGAGAGAGAGAGAGAGAG
Molecule: messenger RNA, 1065 nt
Organism: Antechinus flavipes (yellow-footed antechinus)
Lineage: Eukaryota; Metazoa; Chordata; Mammalia; Dasyuromorphia; Dasyuridae
Gene: CIMAP1D
Product: outer dense fiber of sperm tails 3 like 2
Exons: 4
Coding region: 1-897 (298 amino acids)
Cellular component (GO): cytoplasmic microtubule; cytoskeleton
Source: RefSeq, a predicted model, not a curated record